AAGUUAUAGCCUUGGCUGUGGAACGGUUUACAUAGCUUUGGCUGGAACCAUUCGUUCGUUUUGGAACUCACAGGACACAGAUAUUAAUAUUUCAAAUGAACGGAAAAAACAUCAGCUGGAGCUGAAGAGUGUUUUUAUACAAGAUACCGUUUUUAUAUACCUUGAGUUGAGCUGGAGGAUCCUCUGAUUGUCCUCAUCAGAUUUCAAGGAGGAAUUGCCUUGUAAAGAUGGGUAAGGAGAAGAAGCAUAAGAGGCACAAAUCUGAUAGAAGAGAGACAUAUGAAGAUCUGCCGGGCGGCCGUCCGCUGGCCGGGCCCAGCUCGGGGCUGCGCCUGGUACUGAAGGUAGGCGUCACGCCGGAGCACGAGCCGAGCCCGGCCACGCCGCCGCCGUCCGUGGUGGCGCCGCUCCGACUCAGCAUGGCCGCCAUCACGGAGGCCGAGACGCAUCGCAAGGAGAAGAAGCACAAGAAGAAAAAGAAAAAAGACAAGGAUCGCGACCGCGAACAUCGCGAGAGGCACAGGUCCAAGAAGGAGCGUCGUCACGCCGAGUCGGUCCACCCGGCCAGCACGGAGGACUCGGCCUCCCGCCUGAGCUCCAGCACAGAGCCGUUCAGCCAGAGCACCGCCUCGUCCCCGGAGCCGGCCUCCGUGCCGCCGCCGGCGCCGGCCGCCGAGACGGACCUGUGGCGGCCGCCGGGCCCGCUGUCGGAGCCGGCCUCCAGCCACCCGUCCGCUCACAGACACAGCAGCGAGCCCCGGCACGGAGAGGACCACCAGAUGGAGCGGGAGCUGCCACCGAGCGACGAUCAGGAGGGCGAGCUCGAGCCGGGGUACGAUGACACAGCAGAGGUGGGACCGCGCGGAUAUGAGCCCGGUCCAGAGGACGGGCUUGGCCGCAGUCACUCCGCCGGCCGCGAUCAUGAACUCAUUCACAGUCGCGCGCGCAGACACUCGUCAGGUCACGGAUACGACCGGAGCCAGGGGCACGGGCUCAGUCCGGGGUACGAUCGCAACCGAACACCGGACGAGCCGCCGUAUGAGCCUCCUCACCGCGGCGCCCAGUCGGACAGUGCUUACCCCUCCGAGGGCCACAGCUCAGCACCGUACGACGCGUCCGAGGCGGCGCCCUACCACCCCGGCUACCCCGCCGAUCACCCUCAGCAGGACCUCCAGCCGCCGAAGAACUCGCUGCAGAAGUUCCUCGAGUACCUGUUGCGGGGUCUGGAGAAGCGAGACACCCAGCGGUUCUUCCGCGCGCCGGUGACGGACCUGCAGGCGCCCGGCUACUCGAACGUGAUCCGCCACCCGAUGGACUUCAGCACCAUGCGCGAGAAGGUGCAGGCCAACAUGUACGCCACAGUGGCCGAGUUCCAGAACGACUUUCGUCUGAUGUGCACCAACGCCAUGGCCUACAACAGGUCGGAUACCAUCUACUUCAAGGCUGGCAAACGGCUGCUGCAUAUGGGAACGAAGAUGAUGAUGCCGGAGAAGCUGAUGAGCCUGCGCACCGUGGUGCCGGCCAUGCUGGACCUGGGCCCGGAGGUGCUGGGCUUCGAGGUGCUGCCGCCGCCGCUGCCGGCCUCGGCGGCGCCACAGGGCGCGCACAUCACCAGCCAGCACUUCAGCGCUCCUGAGCCGGUGGAUGAGGAGGCGGAGGCGGCGGCGAUCCUGAAGCAGGCUCAGGAGGCGGCUAGGAAGGCUGCAGAGAAGGUCGCCAAGAGCAAGAAGGCUCCUCAGCUGGGUUUCCUGCGGCGGCAGCCAGAUGGCAGCACGACCAUGUCGGUGCUCACGCCGGCGGCGGCGGCGGAGAGCGCCGAGGAGCCGCCGGACAAGACGUUCUCGCUGGGUGUGAUGACUGGUCGGUUUUCCCACGGCUCUCCGUACCUGGCCGGCUUCAGGGAGGACCGCAGAAACCGCGCCAAACCCGUGAGGCCGGUCAAUCAUGGCGCCUACGGCUCGUUCGGGCCCUGGUACGACUCUGGCUCGGCCACCAUCUCCAAGGAGGAGUCGGAACUGCUCGCACAGACCUACGGCGGUGAGACGGCGCAGCAGUACGCACAGAGUGUGCGCCAGUUCACCGAGGGCUGUCAGCUGGCCACACAGAUGGUGGAUAACCUGCUUGACAUCCUGACGGAGGGCCGGCACCGGCACGCCCGCUACCGAAUCGACCAGUUGCGCCACGUGGCCGGCGAGGAGCGCGCCGUCAACUUUGCGCUGGCCACGGCCGUGCCGACGCUGGCGGCGCCGCCCGGUCCGCCGGUCGACGUGGCUGCACUGCGCUCGCUGUCAGAGCUCGGCAUCGACGUGAGAUUCGUGGACGCCAUCGAGGAGGAGGAGCGCCGGUACAAGGACGCCCAGGCGCGGCUCCAGCAUACCUCCGAGAUGCUCGUCUCGCUCAGUGAGAUGCAAAGACGCCGCCUCAGCCGGGCGCCCGAGUCCGGACCGGCGGCGCCCUCACAGAAGGAGACUGAGCUAGCCGAGGCGCUGGCCAGCAGCCUGACAUGGAUGGUACGUCAGAACCCGCCGGGGGACGUGGCGGCGACGGGAGCGGUGCGAAAGGCGCUCGGCGUGGGCCCGGUCGCGGCGGCCAGUCCCGACAACCCGAGCAGCCAUGAGGAGGUGGACGUAGAAGCCGUGUCGGCGGCGGCGACCCCUGAGGUUCGGUAACUUUACCUGCACCACCCGGAACCGAAGACCUCUGCGGUGCAGUGACGUCACCCGCCAGGUAUGAAAUCACUUCUCUCCACCGUGCAUUAUCGUUUGGCAUCCGGUGGCCAGAGCUACUGCCUGCACUGCGAAUGGGCCAUGUUGCCAGGAGUCGUGAUAUUCCGGACUGAUAGUCGAUCUGGACGGUAUACGUACCGACGCGUCGGUAGAGCGUUAUCGCCAUGUCACGCCGGCGACCACCGGCAGCGGAAGGCCGUUUCUAUCUGACGCCCGCUGACGUCAUGGUCCUGCCUCCGGCACUGCGGCGGGGCUCACCGUGACGUGCUGUUGUCAUGGUAUCUGCAUCUGCAGGAGUGGCAGACUGUGGUGAGCUGAGGUUUUCAUAUGCCUGACGUGGUCCCACGUCGGUCCGUAAUGUACAAAAUGUGCAAAACGCUGUGAUGUGCCAGCAUGUGAUAGUGUGACUACGAGUGAUGUUUUGUUUUGAUAGGGCGGCUGUGCGCCGUGAUCUCUGCAGUACGGUGAACUAACCGUUUGUAUUUUCAUUGUUAUUUGUGCGUUUUUGUAGGUGAUAAGUGGUACAAGUACAGCCCACCGCUAAAGUAAUGUAGGGUUUUACCAAUCUCAACGGUUGGCUUUGACUGGCGAUUGUUUACUGCGGAGUGAUCGAAAAGAAGAUGUCAAUAGAUAAAGUUGCAGCUGCAAGGGUGACGAUACAUAUAAGCUACAUUCAAAGUUUCAUUGUAGUCUGGCUAAUCGUUCCUAAGCUUCAGAAGCAGAACAUACCCAUGACUGAAACCACACAUUACUUCUGCUGUGGACUGUACGUGAAUGAGAACGUUUCAUAAUAAAGUACUCAGGUUGCAUGGAUAGGUACUUUUGGGUGCGUUGAACCAAUGUGUAUAAUCCGAUACGUUUGGGA
This is a messenger RNA of Amphibalanus amphitrite, 3591 nucleotides long. Its product is annotated as bromodomain-containing protein 7-like. The transcript is spliced from 13 exons. The record is from RefSeq and is a predicted model, not a curated record. Gene Ontology annotation, cellular component: nucleus. Lineage: Eukaryota; Metazoa; Arthropoda; Thecostraca; Balanomorpha; Balanidae. Gene Ontology annotation, biological process: regulation of transcription by RNA polymerase II. The coding region runs from base 228 to 2669 and encodes 813 amino acids.